Messenger RNA from Endocarpon pusillum Z07020, 237 nucleotides. RefSeq lists its product as uncharacterized. Bases 1 to 237 code for a protein of 78 amino acids. The record is from RefSeq and is a predicted model, not a curated record. The transcript has a single exon. Lineage: Eukaryota; Fungi; Ascomycota; Eurotiomycetes; Verrucariales; Verrucariaceae.
AUGCAGACCACUACCGAACUCCAGCUUCCUUCAUCCAGUUCCUUUGAUUACGAGUCGGAUGCAGUCGCUGCCAUGACCGAGUACUCUCGCAUCAUGCACUCCCACACCAUGAAACAGAUGGAGAAUGCUCGACGAGCAUCUCGACGAAGAGACGCAGAAAGCGGCGCUGUCUCAGCCAAUGCCAAACUUCGGAAGGGAGAGUCUGCCUCCAGCGAUAGUUCUAGGGGGAGUCUCUGA